This is a messenger RNA of Athene cunicularia (burrowing owl), 3033 nucleotides long. RefSeq names its product golgi SNAP receptor complex member 2 (gene GOSR2). Gene Ontology annotation, biological process: vesicle fusion; intra-Golgi vesicle-mediated transport. The record is from RefSeq and is a predicted model, not a curated record. The coding region runs from base 25 to 609 and encodes 194 amino acids. Gene Ontology annotation, cellular component: endoplasmic reticulum membrane; Golgi apparatus; SNARE complex. Gene Ontology annotation, molecular function: SNARE binding; SNAP receptor activity. Lineage: Eukaryota; Metazoa; Chordata; Aves; Strigiformes; Strigidae. The transcript has 5 exons.
CAAGUCCAUGAGGUCCAGUCUUACAUGGGGCGGCUGGAGACUUCAGACAAAGAGUCAGUACACUUAGUAGAAAAUGAGAUUCAGGCAAGAAUAGACAAUAUAUUCAGCAACUUGGAACGUCUGGAAAUCCUGUCCAGCAAAGAACCUCCCAAUAAACGACAGAAUGCUAAACUCCGAGUUGACCAGCUGAAAUACGACGUUCAGCAUCUGCAGACAGCUCUGAGGAACUUUCAACAUCGUCGUUACAUCCGGGAGCAGCAGGAGCGACAGCGAGAAGAGUUGCUUGCACGUACAUUCACUACUAAUGACUCUGACACCACCAUACCGAUCGACGAAACAUUACAGUUUAAUGAAUCCCUCCAGAAUGCCCAUCGUGGCAUGGAUGAUCUUAUUGGCAGUGGGACCAACAUCCUUCAGGGGCUGAGGGACCAGAGAGUGACAUUAAAGGGUACUCACAAGAAGAUCCUGGAUGUUGCCAACAUGUUGGGCUUAUCCAAUACAGUGAUGCGGCUGAUUGAGAAGCGAGCCUUCCAAGAUAAAUACUUCAUGAUUGGGGGAAUGAUUUUGACUUGUGUAAUUAUGUUUCUCGUCGUGCAGUAUCUGACAUGAGCUACUGAAUUAUUGUCGGAGGAGAUUUUCUUUUGGAGCAAGAUGGACUGUCCUCCAGACUGUACUUUCCUCCAAGUGCUGCUUUGGAUGAGCCCCUUCUGUGAACUUCAGAGUUUACAAAUCACACUCGGACAUGUUACGUGGAUAGCGCGUAGGGAAACAAAUUUCUCUGGGGACGCUGUAGAUGAGAAUGGCCCUAUAAAAAUAACCCUAGCCUUUACUGCUCUCACCUUACUGUCUGCAGGUUUAAGAAUCUGGUUAAAUAGGAAGGAGAAGUGAAGAUUUUGCCCAGCUGUACUGCAAGGUAGGAGUGCCCUUCUGGGCAGAUAGAGAUAGGAGGAUGCAAAGGCAGAGCAUAAGAUGUAGCGAGCCUCUCCUGUGCUAGCUACAAGUCACCCUGGUCACUGCGUUUUGCAAUGGAAGAAUGGCACUGAGGAGAAUUUCACAUUGUGGGCCCGCUCCUGUGGACUAAGUGUGCAAAAAACAAGGGGUUCCCAUCUGCAAACUCAUAUUUUGCCAGAAGGAUUUGUGGGGAAGGGUCUUAAAGCGCGGUUAUAACUCAGCUGACUUUUUUGCUUACACAUACAGUAUUAACCAGCACAAAUCUUUCCGUUUCAGGCUGAAAUGCUUCCCAUUUUAUCUGAGGUAUGUUUUGGUACCUUUUUAUGCCCCGCUGCUUCCCAGGGGAAGCUGAAUGCUGUACUCCUGCCUGUUUCAGUCAGCAGCACAUGAAGCCUGUGUCAUCUCACUGUGCCUAGUAUGAAAUCCAGCCACUGAAAACUGUAAGACUCUGACAUGUUUUUAAUGCUAGUGCACAUCACAUUUUGGUGUGUUUCCUUCCUUUUGUGAGGUGGUUGGUUGAGGUUUUGUGCUCAGAAGUGGGUAUUUUUUGAAUCGGUGAAGCAGGCAAGUCCUUGCUGUGCUCAGAUUCAGAUUUGUAGUUUUUAUGUCCAUAGAGCUGGAAUGGGCUCUCCCUGCUGUUCUUUGUGUUCAGAAUAACAGUGGGAUCAGGGCAGCAGACCUUUUACUUAAAAUCAGUUGUCAGAAUAGUUUCCUGAAGUUACGUGCCUUAGGAUGGUAAACAUCCCUCAUCCUUGGAAGGGUGUUCUUUGUGUUACCUGUUGUACCUGCAGAAUUACUGUGAAAGACCUCAUACAGAUCAUCUCACAGAGAUGACAGCCAGCUUAGACCCAUCUCCCUGGUUGUAGGGAUCUAUCCACAUUUAAACAUUCACAGUUAUGAAAUGCCUCGUUGUUUAAUAUGUCACUCUUUUCCCUGCAGGCUGAGGGGGCUCUCUUAGAAUGGCUGUCCUGAGAUUUUGGGCAUCAUCCGUUUCAAUCAGCCUUUGCAUACAUUCCCAUCCCUAUUUGUGUACAAGCCUGGAGCAUUUCCAGAUGUCUGACAGUGGCACGGAAGUGUCAUAGUCAGAUGAUGUGCCAUAAUGCUGGCAAUUCCUUCAUUUUUUUUCUGUCUGGAAUGGUUAUGGGUCUCUUAAUUAGUAAGAUUAAAAGUUCUGCAUUCUAUCUUUGCUGCAAUAAGCUUUGCUUUUAUUAUGUAGACUGUUGCAAACUUGGAGAAGUGGUAUUAAUAACUGUAAAAAAUAGAUUUCAGUUAAUAUGGGCAAGCAAAACAGGCUUUGGCUGGGCUUGUUUACAGUUGCAUAACUAAAGUAUUGACUGACCUGUGUGUUGUGGCAGAGCUUUGAAGCCCAGAUGAGAGUACCCAAUUUCAUCAGCUAUCACAGGCCAGGCAGCUUCCUGCUUGGAACCCAGGGCAAGAGAAGAGUCAGUCAGGAUGAGAUCUGUCAGUGCCUGGAUGUUCCUAUCGGAUGGUUCAGCAGAAGAGAGCAGGAAAGCUCCAGUGAUUGUGCCAUCAGCACAGUCCUGUGUGCCGAUGCCUUCUGGCUGUCCAUUUUGUGCUUUUCAGUGUGUUUGAUGCUUUGGAAGUGUUUUGUGCUCUUGUUCCUUGCUCUGAUAGGCUUUCCCAAGGGAACACAUUAGCAGACCUAGUAUAGAAUUGGUUUUCAUUGGAGCCUGAGGGACUAGAGAAUUAAAAGGAAAAGAGGAAAUCUGCAGUGAUGGACCGUCUGUCUUGCUGUAUCUUUAAUUGAAAUUUUAGAUCUAAAUUUACCGUAAAUUUAUUUUAAAUAGGCAACCUGAUAGAUUUAGCAUAGUAUGCACUGGCAGGAUCAUAUUCUGUGAGAUCAGUUGGGCACCGCGUAAGGGAUCCACAAGGACCUGGACAGGCUGCAGAGGUGGGUCUGUGCAAACAUCAUGAAGUUCAACAAGGCCAAGGGCAAGGUCCUGCCCAUGGGUCGGGGCAAUCCCAAACACAUAUUCAAGCUGGGUGAGGAGUGGAAUGAGAGCAGCCCCAAGGAGAAGGACUUGGGGGUGUUGGUGAGUGGAAAACUGUGAGUCACCAAUG